AUGCUCCAAUCAGUGAGUCCCAAUCGAAAUGAACAUCAGAAUGCUGAUGAUCAACAACUUGAUGAACGUCUUGAUAAUCUCGAAAAAUCCAUUCAUGAUCUCGAUAAAUCCGUCAAAGAAGUACAUAAAAAACAAAAAGAUCAACCUAUUCCAGCACCUCCACCACCAACCCAGCCUGUCCGACCAGUGGAACCACAGCAAGAGGUUCUCAAAGAAAAACCAGUGAUAAAAUCAACUGAGAAGAAACCAAUACCAAGUUCAAAAGAAAGAUGUGCUUGGCGAGAGUCUUCUCCAACUAAAACCACAUUCGAAAUUCGCCAAUUGUAUGAUAAACUUCCAUUUGAUGAUAUUGAUGGAGGAGUAUGGAAACAAGGUUUUGAUAUUCGAUAUUCGCCUUCUCAAUGGGCAUCUGAUAAGAAAUUGAAAGUGAUCCUCAUGCCUCAUUCUCAUUGCGAUCCAGGUUGGAUUCACACAUUUGAACAAUACUUUUCACAAGCUACAAAGUAUAUUAUUGAUACCGUGAUUGACAUCCUGGAUAAGAAUGAGAAGUAUAAAUUCGUAUGGGCUGAAAUGUCGUUUUUGAGUUUAUGGUGGGACCAAGCAUCGUCAAGUCAAAAGCAAACACUGAGAAAAAUUGUUCAAAACAAACAAUUAGAAAUUGUUACUGGUGGUUGGGUAAUGAAUGACGAAGCAAAUACCCAUUAUUUCGCAAUGCUCGAUCAGCUCAUCGAAGGACAUCAGUUUCUUGAAAAUAUUUUAGGAAAUGUAUCGUUACAAAGUGGUUGGGCUAACGAUCCUUUUGGUUAUUCACCCACGAUGGCAUAUUUAUUACGUAGUACUGGCAUGAAAUACAUGGCUAUUCAGCGUGUUCAUUAUCAUAUAAAAAAAGAAUUAGCGAAACAAAAACAAUUAGAAUUCGUUUGGCAACAAACCUGGGAUCGAACCACGUCUACAAGGAUUAUGACACAUGUGCUUCCAUUUUAUUCCUAUGAUGUUCCACAUACAUGCGGUCCUGAUCCCAAAGUGUGCUGUCAAUUUGACUUCAAACGUGCGCGUGGUUCAAGCGUUAGUUGUCCUUGGGGAAAAGAUCCUGUGAUAAUUACAGAUGACAAUGUUCAAGAAAGAGCAGAGACACUACUCGAUCAAUAUCGAAAAAAAUCGCAAUUGUACCAAACAAACGUAGUAUUUAUUCAAUUAGGCGAUGAUUUUCGUUAUACAUCAAUGGAAGAAGCUAAGAAACAGUUUGAAAACUAUGAUAAACUGUUUACAUACAUGAAUCAACGGGCGGAUUGGCAUGUUGAAGCUCGAUUUGGUACACUAAGUGAUUACUUUGAAGAGCUUCUUCGAAAUACUCCUCAAUCACAAUUUCCAACUUAUAUGGGCGACUUCUUUACAUAUGCCGACCGAGCAGAUCAUUAUUGGAGUGGUUAUUUCACAUCACGAGUAUUCUUCAAAAGAAUGGACCGAAUUGUCGAAUCGUAUUUGAGAGCAAGUGAAAUAAUCUACUCUUUAGCACAUGUUAAAACACUUGAACAAAAAAGUAACAAUCAAUUUCCAAACAAUGAUUUGUUCAAUCUGUUGGUCAAAGCUCGACGCAAUCUAGGCGUAUUUCAACAUCAUGAUGGUGUUACUGGUACAGCCAAAGAUCAAGUUGUUAAUGAUUAUGGAUCAAAGCUAGAAACAGCAAUCAAAUCUGCACAAACAGUUAUAGAACAAGCAGCGGCCUAUCUUCUUUUUCCCAAUGAAUUCUCUCCGAAAACGGAUUUGUUACUAUCAAAUACAGAAUUCAAAACAUAUGAAUCUUUGCCAAAUCAACGAAUGAUUUCGUUUAAUGGUCAAGAGCAAAAAUUGAAAGUUCUUUAUGUUUACAACCCAACUGAUCAACGACGUGUCCAACUCGUUAAACUUCUAAUUGAUACGCACCAGGUGUACGUCACAAGUAAUCAACAAGUAGUCAAUGCUUGUCAAAUCGAUCCAAAAUGGACAGGAAGAAAAUCGAAUGUGAUCGAUAAUAAAUAUUUCGAACUUCUUAUUCUGGUCGAUAUAGAAUCGUAUGUGCUGAAAGAAUAUACAAUUCAUGCGAGCACAACGCAUCAAUCAUGUCCUUUGAGUACUAUUGAAUACAUCAAAGAAAAAGAGAAAGCUAUGGGUUCAUCAUCUGGGCCAUUUAAAUUGGAUUUAGUCAACGAGAAUGAGAUUAAAUUGAACAACCGAUUUCUCUCGCUUAGUUUUUCCAAAGAUGGUGUCUUACAGACGGUGAAAAACCUCAAAUCGAACGAGGAAAUCUCUUUUGUUACCGGUGUCAUCCGUUAUGGUUCAUCAAGUCAGUCUGAUCAUAACAGUGGAGCAUAUUUAUUCAUACCGGACGGUGAAGCCAAGGAAGUAGCCAUGGGUUCUCACGACCUCGUUCGUAUUCAGCGAGGUCCGCUAGUCAGCCGAAUCGAAAUCUUACAUGAACUAUACGGUCUACAAUAUAAAUUGACAAAUAUUAAUAGCACUGAUGAUAAUGUCGUGGAACUUGGCACACUCACUCAUUUAAAUAUGAAUCAAGAUAUCGAGUUAGCAUUGAGAUUCACAACUGGAAUAAAAAAUGGCGAUGAAUUUUUCACGGAUCUCAACGGAUUUCAAACUAUUCGACGAAAAACGUACAGUAAAUUACCUUUACAAGGCAAUGUUUAUCCAAUGCCAGCGAUGGCUUAUAUUGAAGACGAUCACAUGAGAUUUAGUGUUCUCGCUGGACAACCAUCAGGCGUGGCAAGUUUGAAAUCCGGCGUUGUCGAUGUUUUCCUUGAUCGACGUUUGACUCGAGACGAUAACCGUGGUGUUGGACAAGGUGUAACAGAUAAUCGAGAAGUUAUCAGUACUUUCAAGCUUCUUUUUGAAUCACGUCAAACGGCUGCCGACCAUACCUCAUUAACAGGCUACCCAACACUUCUAGCUCAUCAUCAAUCCAUUGAACUUCUCUAUCCUAUGCAUGUACUUCAAACGACAUCGAAUUUAAAAGUCACGCCGAAUGAAUUGACUCUGUUUGUUAAGCCAAAUCUUUUCCCAAGCGAUUAUCAUCUGGUUAAUCUACGUACAUUGAACGAAAACCGAGAUGAUUCUAAAUAUAGUCCAUCGACAAACAUGGCAUUGAUCAUCCGAAGAUUUGCUUAUGAUUGUGAUGAUAACUACGACAAUUUCUUUCAUUUCGAACAACCGACAUUCGAACACUUUCUUCUGGCAAAUCAAAUUCAAUCUGUUGAACAGACCACAUUAUCGUUGCGCGCUGUAAGAACUCAAUUAACUGUCACAUCGAAAAUCGAUGUUCCAUUCGCUGAAAUGUCAACUUAUAAAUUGCAAAUCAAAUGA
This is a messenger RNA of Adineta ricciae, 3351 nucleotides long. NCBI's taxonomy places the organism in Eukaryota, Metazoa, Rotifera, Eurotatoria, Adinetida, Adinetidae. The record is from the annotation of a GenBank genome assembly.